GUGUUGAUAGAGGACCGUCGGAAUUUAUAGUUUAUCAAGUAGUAAUCUGUACGUCCACACUUGAAUUGACAUCAUCUAAAUUAACAUCAACAAAUUUGUAUGUUUGAGACAAUCUUCACGGAAGAAACUUUCAUUACAAUUUAGAUUUAUAAUUACAAACAGGUAAAGUUUGCGGCAAACAACGGACAACGAUGGAAAUCAAUCAAAAUAAAAAUGAACUUCACUUGUAUCCCAUAAAUAACAAUAAAUACAUGGGUGCGAUAGAUGUGAAGGGUGCAACUGUAUCGAAUUCCAUACAAACAGUAGUUAUACUCGAUUCAUCUGGAUCAAUGGGAAACGUAACAGCACGAUUUGUGAAAGAAAUUCUGCCAUUGGUCAUGUCGAAACUGAAUUGGAACAAAGGGAUCGAUUUGAUUAAUUUUUCGUCGAAAGCUAACUGGAAAUAUCUAACGCUCAGCGAAUUAAAGACGUCAGAUAUACAGAGUGGAGGUAGAACUUGUAUCGGACCAGCAAUUCGGAUGUUUCGUUUAUGUUUGGAGUCAAUACAACAAAAUUAUCCCGGCCAACCGAUUCGCGUCUUAACUGUAUGCGAUGGUUCGAUCAGCGACCCUGAAAGGGCAGAGGAGGAAAUGAAGAAAGUGGUUGACUUUUUGGCUACAACAGAAAUGAUGAUCAACUCGCAAGCAUUAAGACUGUUUACAUCAAAAGAACAGCCUGAUACCAGAGCACUGUCCUAUUUGUUACAAAUUAACAACACCGUUGCGACGAAUCUUUGUGAUAUAGCAGCGACAUCCUCUAAUGAAACAAUAUCAAGUGCAAUUGCGACUCUUUUCCAAUCAGAUUGUUUCGCAAACUACCAGACACUCCAAUUGGAAAAACCAAUUAUUUUAAAAUAUCCUUGGUAUGCGGACGGAAAGAUGCGAAUUACGCUUUCGCCCGGAUGGAAUAUCUUUUGGUUGAAAGUAGUACCAACUGGUACGGUUAAGUUGGGAAACGUCCAUGUCAAAGUAAUCGUAGAAAGUCAAUUAUCUCUUUCUAAAUUUCACCAAUUAAUUGAAACAAAAUUGGCUCACAUUAUUGAUCACGUCGCAAUUUUGAAAGUAGUCGGUACAGCUGAGGCGAAUAAAGCUGUGGAUCAAAUUUUUGCGUACUUUAAGAUGACAGAAGAUGCGUUAGCUAUCAAAAGUUCUACUCGAAACAUAAAGAUUAUAUCAAAUUUGCUGGUUGGAAUCGCAAAGAAAAAUAUCAAUAACGAUUCCGCACAAAUGGUUGAGUUUCUGCGCAGCACCAAAAGAGAAACAGAAAUUCAACUUCGAAGGAAAAGGGAAGCAGAAGAGGCAGAAAAACUUAUUCAGCGAAAAGAUGAAGAAGAACGGAUUAAGCCGGAAGAAGAGGAACGUCUUAAGCGAGAAGAAAAACGUAAGCGGCAAGAAGAAGAAGCACGUAGGAAGAAGGAGGCAGAAGAGCAACGUCUUAGGCGAAUAGAAGAACUAGUACGAAUAGAAGAAGAAGCACAUGAAAUGAAAGCGGGCGAAGAAGAACGCAGAAGUCGAGAGCAAGAAGCAAACAAAAUGAAACAUGGCGAAGAAGAACAUCUUAGGCGAGAAGAAGAAAGUAGACGUCGACAACGAGAGCGUAAUGUGCGAGAGGCAGAAGAGGAACGUUUGAAGCUAGAGGAAGAGGUACGUCAUAAGCGAGAGGAAGUGGAGCGUUUUAAGCGAGAGGAAGAGGAGCGUCUUAAGCGAAAGGAAGAGGAGCGUCUUAAGCGAGAGGAAUUCGAGCGUCUAAAGCGAGAGGAAGAAGAGGAACGCCUUCAACGAGAAGAUGAACGUAAGCUUCAAGAUGAAAUACGUAAAAAGCGAGAGGAAGAAUAUCGUGUUAGACGAGAAGAAGAAGAACGGGAUGAGAGAUUCCGAUUACAGCAGCUACGCUUAGAGUUGGAGGAACAGAAAAAGCUAGAAGCUGGGCUACUUUUUGCACAGGAAACAGACGAAAAACUCCAACUUCAUCUACAAAAGAAAUCGAGUGUGGAUCAACCGAUUGACUUACAACAUAUCAAUGAAAAGCAAAAAAACGAUGUUGCUGAUCAUGCUGCAACGGGAAUUUUCGAAAAUAUUACUGCGAUGUGCAAUCCCGCAGAGCCACGGAAAAGUAGGAAUUCUCUAAUCACCGCAGCUGCAAAUAAAGUGAGACAAUUCACCGGUGCACUCAGAUCUGGCCGCAACAGCAACUCCAAUCCGAAUCCUAUUCAGACGGUGUUCGUCCUUCAUGAAAAUGUGUUUGUGGCGAAGAAGCAUUGUCGCUUCGCCGAAAAGAUCAUACCACUUGUGUUCUCGAAAAUUUCCAACGGCAAUUCGCAACUCGUCCAUUUGCUCACUGUUGAAACAGAUAAAACGCCGGCCGUACAAAUGCUUCAAUCAAUUUUGCAAACAUUGGAUGCAAACAAACCAAUUCGAAUUCUGGUCUUAACCGACAUGAACUCUCGAGAACAGCAUAAAUUUGAUAAUUUCGCUGAAACGCUAAUCAAAUUUUUAAACGGCUCAAAUUUCUCAUUUGAAUUACAAGUGCUAAGAAUCGCUUCGGAAUGCCAAGAGAAAUCGUUAAGAGCCAGCAAUGCAUUAAGGAAAUAUCAACUCAUAGAUAUCGAUUCGAAAAAAUCAAAUGUUUACAUUGCCGCACAAAUAGUUGAGCUGUUUCACUCUGAUAAUUUUCAAAAGUAUGAACAAGAACAGCUUCCGAUGAUUAAUAGAAACAGUGAAACGAAAACUCAGCCAACAGGUGUGGUGUCAUUGGAUGUUGACGGGAAGCAAUCAGAAAAUGUCCGCAAUUUGAACUGUGAGUCAUGCAGAACCAAUGCUCAAAAGCACCGGCGCAAUUACUGCAUAAUUUAUGUUGUAAUCUUCGCCAUUCCAAUUAUUUUGUUAUUAUUCGAUAUUUUCAUCUAUUUUUCGAAAAAGUAAGAAUUUGUCUCAUACUCUCGUAUCUUUCAACAAAUAAAAAAAGUUUUUC
Bradysia coprophila is the source of this 3009-nucleotide messenger RNA. RefSeq lists its product as uncharacterized. Lineage: Eukaryota; Metazoa; Arthropoda; Insecta; Diptera; Sciaridae. The record is from RefSeq and is a predicted model, not a curated record.